Messenger RNA from Lasiosphaeria miniovina, 306 nucleotides. RefSeq lists its product as uncharacterized. Lineage: Eukaryota; Fungi; Ascomycota; Sordariomycetes; Sordariales; Lasiosphaeriaceae. The record is from RefSeq and is a predicted model, not a curated record. The coding region runs from base 1 to 306 and encodes 101 amino acids. The transcript has a single exon.
AUGGCGCACCGAUGGGCUGCAGCAUGGCGGGCAAAGGGGAGCCCUGCCUCUGUGGCUUGGGUGGCGAUUCCGUGCUGCGCAGGGCAGGCCGCGCACCCCCAGUGGAAUUUCCACACGCGGCAGACCCAGAAGGCAGACCGCACAGCAAACGGGUCACCGGCGCUACUGCAGGCGGCUUUCGGUCCCAACGAGGCACAAAGCCCAACACCUCAUUGGGCCGACAACCCUCCGCCUCGUGAAGCGCAAAAUUACAACUGCACUCUGGCUAAGGACAACAGGAGCGCCAAAAUCGCCUGGACGCCUUAA